Molecule: messenger RNA, 4321 nt
Organism: Coccidioides immitis RS
Lineage: Eukaryota; Fungi; Ascomycota; Eurotiomycetes; Onygenales; Onygenaceae
Product: HECT domain-containing protein
Exons: 3
Coding region: 47-4099 (1350 amino acids)
Molecular function (GO): ubiquitin-protein transferase activity
Source: RefSeq, a predicted model, not a curated record
UGCUUUCUUCCACCGAGACUCAAACUAUGAUUUCCAUUGAGCCGUCAUGACGAGGCUGCAUGGGGUUGUCAGCGGCCUUUCUGAUUCUGGACAUAGGUCGAUCGGAGACGACAGAGCUGCUCUCCGCUUCUCGAAGCUUCCUCCCGGGACGCCAGAAGUCAUUCUCAAGAACACGGUCAUCGUCAACGACCCCGCGAGAAUAUUAUCCCGGAAUAAGGAUGAGCGCCAGCGAAAUUUCAAUCUUCUCGUGAGGAGAUACAAGACACAGCUUCUUCACGGGUGCAAGGAACCAAACUGUACAACUCCUACCUGUCUGAGCUAUAGAAGAAGAAGAGCCGCAGACAGGCCGUUCCGGAAUUUCAAUGAUCUGAGUGCUCGAACGCUUGCGUGCUAUCUAGCUAGCCAAGAUGAUCCGGAAGGGGGACUCUGUGGGAAUGCGCCUGCAAGAAGCCUCGAAUCCUUCGCACAGGAAGACACAACAUCGGCAACAGAGCGCUGGCCGCCACUUGCCUGGGAAGCUCGGACUCAUUCGCCUCAUCCUCGCAGACCACAGCCCGUGAAGGUCGUGGAAUCUAUUUCCUCUCAACUGAAGGAGCCUGACAGCCAAGAUCCAAUACCAGACAAGCCCAAGGUUUCGAAUCCACCCGAGCACAUCAAGAGUCCCAUCCCGCAGGACCGCCCAGGUGUCAUACCACAACCCAAGACCCCGAAAGAUCCCAGGUCUAUCACCCAGAAUCUGUUCGACACACUCGCGCUUCGCAUGAUAGAGUGGCUACCAUUAAAAAGGGCUUCCAACACCCUUGAUUCCGAUUCCCUGGCGGGUGAAGGCGAUGGCUCUGGCCAUAAACCGGUCCACGCUGAUCCAUCUGCCUCCCCGGUAAGAAGGCAAACGUCAACUAAGGCCCAGAAACCACCCAUAACAAGGGAACGGAUACAGGCUGAGAACCCCAGCGUUUUGUCCUCACAACCGCCUAUACCUCCAACGCUUGAAGUUAAAGUUCCAGGGCAACCGGUACACCGCCUCUCGUUUGGCGAACUUGACCGUUGGAAACAUUCCCUGAGAUCUCUGCCGGAUGACAUCGCGAAGACCGAGCGGAAAUCUACUCCGAAGCUUGCAACGACCAAUACACCAACAGCCACUUCGCGAUCCUUCCCAUCACCACCGCCUCGGAAGCAUCGUUCUCAGAAGUACAAACAGACCGAAUAUCAGACUGAUAGCCAACGGGACACGAAAACAAGAUACCGACAGCCGGCUCCCGAUAAAGCUGAAAUUUUACCGGAUCCCCUCCAAUCGGGUUCAGCUGACCCGCGUUCGCCACCAGAGCUGCUUUCACCCGCCUCUCCAUCUCUGAAUGUAGACGCGCAUCGUCAAGCCCAAUUGGGCUCGGACAUGGAACCACAGAUCGAAAGCCUUUCAAUGCUAUCAAAAGAUAUAGUUGAUAGCUUGGGGAAACUGAUGUUCGAGACCAAAGAGGAAGAGGGAAACUGGAAAGACGAAAUGAUGCAUCUGGAAUCGCGCGGGUGCAUUGAACCUAGGAAUUUGCAUUUUGCUACACCCCGUCAACGGCAGAUUUUCCCCUUUAUCACCCAAAGUUUGUUUUUCGUUCUUAGCAGCCCAGAACUACUACGGCGUUCUUUCAGAAUUACCCCUGAGACGUCUCGGAGCGACAACAGUACCAGUGCAGAUUUAGAUAUAGACACACAGAAUCUAGAGGGCGUUUUCCGAAAGCUCUACAGCAUUUGUCCCUGGGAGGCCACAUUGCAUAGCUUAUGGAUGUGCCUGGAGGGACUUUUUGUUCCUCCAAAAGAAUUUUCAACAUCUAAAACCCAUCGCCGAUUUAUUUGGCGCUCUACUGCAAAUAAUAUUUCCCUGCGGAGUGGCGAGACUUCCCGCGAUAGCCCAUCUGCAUCUCAAAGCCAUAUCUCGGACUGUGAUGCCGCGCACAUAGCUAUUGUUACUCUUUUUGCGUUGGCAAGCUCCAUCCCUCCUUUGGACGCCCAAGCAUGGCAAGUAAUCCGUCGAGUACGCUCUACUGGAACAGUUCUACCUGACUUUGAGAUGCGAAAGGUUUCGGAAGCGACUGCCGGCCUCCUGGCCGAGGCCACGGAUAAAUUUGAGCAUGACCUAGCUCUACGGCUGAUGAAUCGCCUGGUUCGUGCAAUAUCUGCUCGCCUUGCAUUUCAUGAGAUUUCCAAACUCAAAGGCCCCCCGAUUCAAAAUGUAGGAAGCCUUGGGAAUUGGAACCCGGUAGAUCUCAUCAUAACAUCCCUACAGCCAUGUAUUUCUGCCAAGCAUGGAUAUUUAGAUUCAUCAUGUGGUGUAUACGAGGCUGAACGUCAAACAACUAUUCCGAUGGUUGCAGUUGAAUGGCUCAAGGGCCUUCUGCUAAAAGAAUGGGACGGGAAGCCCGAAAUACUGAAAUCCGGCGCUGCUGGCGGCGCUUUGGUGCUAUUGGCAUCGAUGUAUCACCAUAGAGCCCAGCUUGGUUUGGUGCCAGAGGAUUUUUAUACCGCUUACCUUGGGGACAACCUGGAUCCCUUGCGGAUGCCAAUUGAGUGGAUGAGUUUUGUCCCCAACAACCGCACAAUGCACAUUCUGUCGCAUCAAUUUAUGUUUGAGCCCUCGGCUUUGGUCACGUAUUUUCGCGCUCUCAAUUUUUCGGCGAUGGCCAAAUAUCACGAAACUGCAGUUGGUCACUCCCGACAUGUAGCUCAAACCGCAUUUAGCCAUGCCCGGGCAAUAGAUGAUGACAUCGGCCUAUUUGCGGGACUUAAGCGCUCAGUGACGUCUUUUCUCGUUCUAAUCGUUCGGCGAGAUAACGUACUGACGGACACUCUCAAUCAGCUCUGGAGGCGCGAAAAGCAGGAGCUCAUGCGGCCACUCAGAGUUCAAAUGGGAAUGGAUGAGGGAGAAGAAGGUGCUGAUCAAGGGGGUGUUCAACAAGAACUCUUUCGCGUGGUCAUGGCCGAAAUCCUCGACCCUGCGUAUGGAAUGUUUACCUUGAGUGAUCGAGACCACACGUCUUGGUUCCAACCAUGCUCUUUCGAGCCGCUCUAUAAGUUUGAGUUGGCUGGUUUAUUGAUGUCUCUUGCCAUUUACAAUGGUAUUACCUUGCCCGUGAACUUUCCCGUCGCAUUCUACAUGAAGUUGCUUGAUUUCGAAGUCAAGAAGCUUGAUGAUAUAAGGAGUGGCUGGGAAGAUUUGGCAAGAGGACUCAGCGAGCUUCUUUCGUGGAGCGAUGGUGAUGUCGGCGAUAUUUUCUUAAGGACGUACGAAUUUAGUUUUGAUGCUUUUGGAAAGGUUGUGACUGUGGAUAUGACUACUGUCGAUCGAAGUGACGCAUGGCCCCCUGCAGAACGAAACGUGACUUGGCGCAAAGAAAGGCUUAGAUCGUUUGCCUCGUCCUCAGACAACGAUGAUGCCGACAACCUUGAUUCGCUGGACAACGGCGAAUCUAUGUUGCAAGAUACACCUAGCGAUAGUCGUUCGAACCGCAGGGAUGGACGUCUAUCGGGAAUUUUGAAAGGAUCUUCGUCCAAAUUACGCGAACGACGCGUCCCCUCUCCUCCCGAACACGAAGCACCACUUGUCACUAAUGCCAACCGAGAACAGUUCGUCAACGAUUACAUAUUUUGGCUGACUGAUAAGUCGAUUCGGCCUCAAUAUGAGGCGUUUGCUCGCGGGUUCUACACAUGCCUGGACCGAACGGCCCUCUCUAUUUUCACGCCUCAAGCGUUGAAGUCUGUGGUCGAAGGAAUCCAAGAGAUCGACAUGGAUGAGCUUGAGAAGCACACCCGAUACGAGGGCUACAACCCCGAGGAUCGAGUAAUCAGAGAUUUUUGGGACGUUGUCAAGACGUAUCCCCAGGAGAAAAGAAGUCGACUGCUGGAGUUUGUCACGGCCAGUGACCGGGUGCCCGUUAAGGGGGUUUCUAGUCUCUUAUUCAUCAUAAUGAAGAACGGCGUCGGUGACGAGCGACUCCCGACAAGUGGUACGUGUUUUGGCAGACUUCUACUCCCUGAGUAUUCUUCACGCCAGGCAUUAGAAGAAAACUUCGACAGAGCUCUGGAAUAUUGCAAGGGGUUUGGCGCCAUUUGAUCAGGUUUGGGUGUUAAUUGGUGGGCCCGAGAGCUCUGCGGUCCUUUUGCUUUACCUUGAUUCCCCGUGCUCUUUAUUUAUUUGUUUAUUUUUUCUAAAGCAGUUUCAUUGACAAGCACGAGCAUCAUGCAAAUAGCUAUAGAGGUGUGAGGGGUUAUGGAGCAUUGUGGUAUAUAUUACAGAGCACUCGAGUAGAUUGAAUCAACUGAUGUUCGCCUCUCA